Pundamilia nyererei is the source of this 2721-nucleotide messenger RNA. Its product is annotated as sal-like protein 3. Lineage: Eukaryota; Metazoa; Chordata; Actinopteri; Cichliformes; Cichlidae. The transcript has 4 exons. The coding region runs from base 239 to 2626 and encodes 795 amino acids. The record is from RefSeq and is a predicted model, not a curated record. Gene Ontology annotation, biological process: regulation of transcription by RNA polymerase II. Gene Ontology annotation, molecular function: DNA-binding transcription factor activity, RNA polymerase II-specific; RNA polymerase II cis-regulatory region sequence-specific DNA binding.
UUUACGGUAUGUGUGUCAUCACUUCCGUAAAACGAGAAAGUGUUUAUCUCUUUGUACUCAUUAAAAACCAACAUCAGGCUAACCAAAUGCCUGCAGGCUGGGAAGAGCCAGCGGCUCCCGCAUCGGCCUGCUUCGCUUAGACGCAGCCGUUAACUCACCUCUCUGACGUGGGACCCACCGAGCCGCUUCUCUGGCUUUAAAGUUCAGCCCUCCUUCACUCCUUGGUCGGUUCACGAUAAUGUUGAGCAGCGUUGCUCUGCGCUCCCAGAUCGCCUCCGUGAUUGAUGCCUUGUCCAAAGCAGCCGUGGCAGAAAUCGCCAAAGUUGUGGAGGAUGGCAUGGUGGUGCUGCGGCUGGAAAUGUGCCAGCGUGAAAACGAGAUCAAGAAGCUGAAGAGCAACAUCGAGCUCCUGCACGGCGAGCUGAGAGUAACCCAGCAGGCGGUGACCCUGAGACCCGACCACCACGGGAGAGAUGAAAGCCAGGGUGGUGCUGGUGAUGUGAAGAACUCUCUUGAAAAUGUGCAUGCUGAUGAUGGACCCGCCACUCUGUCUGUACCUGAAGUGAAGGUCAAAUGUGAACCUGUGGAGGAGGAAAAUCAACAGGCCAGCAGACAGUCCGACAAACCAGGAGAAGAGCUGCCUCUGUAUGAAAGUGGACAGUGGAGAUCGACGACACAAAAUGAGACUGGACAUAACAGCUCUCAUUAUUUACGUUUAGGACAGAACUCCCUGUCGUGUCUUCCCGAAUCGUCUUUGGACAGUGGGCUGGUCGUGUCCUGCAGCAGCUCUGGUGGAUUUCAGCAGAACCACUUUGGUCGUGGGUUACUGGGUUAUAGUCUGUACCGCAAUGCGUACAACACGGCACGGAGGAGGACGGUAAAGAGGCUGAUGUUUAAGAAAGGCUUUAUCUGUCCGUACUGCGGCAAAUGUUUCGAGCGCGCGGGGCAUCUCGAGCGGCAUAAAAGGAUUCACACUGGUGAGAAGCCAUACCGCUGCGAGAUAUGUGGGAGGCGGUUCAAUCAGAAAUGCAGCCUCAAGGAGCACACAAAGAUUCACAGAAGAUGUAUUCAGUCAGGACCUGUUGAGAUCCAAGUGGCUGAGCAGAAACUGAUUCCUGAGGUGAAUCCACCUAUUGAUGCGCAUCGCCCUGAAGAAGCGAUCGUUGAAGAUGCUCUACCUAAGAGUGAGGACAUUCUGCCAACACCUGUACAGGUUAAAUCUGAGCCUGCAGAGAAGAAUAUCACACCGCCACCGCUCUUUCACGGGGGAAACGAGCAGACAAGAGAAGGAGUUGAAACCCUCGGCGACACCUUGGCAGCGUUUGAAAGAGACAGCCAGCAGUGGAUGCCCAGACUACAAAACAACCCUGAGAUGGGCAGUACAGAAUUUCUUAGCAGCUCGGAGCAAAACAUGCCAUCGUUCCCCGGGAUGGCUCAGUUACUCUCUCCACCAGCUGAAGCUUCUUGUAGCACCUUCUCUUUCCCAGGAAAACCGUAUGGCGAACUCAAAAACAGCAUGAUCUCCCAAACGCCCUUUGGAUCCUCAGACCCUCUUAUGAUCUCACAAGAAGGAGGCUUACACGGUAUGACAGAGACCUUGAUGAAUCAUGUGCAUCAGAGGAGAAGCAGAUCUUUUCAGGUAAUCAAACCAAAGAAGUGCUUCAUCUGCUCGUACUGCGGCAAGAUCUUCGAGCGAGCCGGACACCUUGAAAGGCAUUUGCGAAUUCAUACCGGCGAGAAGCCGUACGGCUGCCACAUCUGUGGGAGGUGCUUCAAUCAGAAGAGUAGCCUCAAAGGCCACAUGAAGACACACAGAAAUGGAGAAAACCCAGAUGUGCUGGAGCCCCAGCACAUGAUGUUUACACUUCCUGAUAACCAACUGUUGCAGAACUUGGCAGAAUCUAAGAAUGGACUACCACCUUUUGAGGAACCCUUACCAGGCCCCACAUACGGUGAGACGGCCAGGGAGGAAACUGUUAUGGUAAAGCUGGAGCCUAAUGGAGAGAAUUUUCAGGCUGUAGGUCAGGUAGGGACUGAUAAUGGCACGGCAGCACCAGAUCAAAGUCAGCUGUGGACGUCUGGGCUUGAGAAGAGCAGCGAUGCCCCUGAACAAACUGUCUGUGUACUUCUACAAGAUGUCAAGUAUCACCUCAGUCCUGCUGCCGGAGCCGUGAGUGAGCAGCAGGGAUAUACGUCGCCGAUCAAGGAUCUGCCUUUUCUAGACAAAGAAAAUGAAGAAAUGAUGCUCAGUGACCAGUAUUCUGUCUUAGGCAUGCAACCCAGCAGCUCUAAUAUAACUCUCACACCUGAGCCACACAAUCAGCAUAUCAUACACAAGGUGGCUGUGAGUGAUUACAACACAGCGAAUGACCGGACUCCUGAAGUGAGUGUUUUUGGAUUUAACAUGAACUCGUCAACUGACCGUGAGGGAAACUGCGGCGAGGAGUCUGCCACGCAAAACUGCUUCAUAUGCUCGAACUGUGGCCAAAGCUUUGAUAGCUUCGAUAUAUUUCAGAGACACCAGUGUGAGAAAAUCACAGAGCAGCCUUUCAGCUGUGAGAUCUGUGGAAAGAGUUUUAACCAGAUGAGCAUCCUGAAACUGCAUCUUAAACUGCAUGUGGACUGAAAUAUACAAAAAUAUGUAAGCAUAGCACACAAGUACAGUUAUUUAUAUAAACACUUGUAGUAAAACUCUCAAAGGCUGAAUCUGAAGAACAAAAU